Prorocentrum cordatum is the source of this 5491-nucleotide messenger RNA. The record is from the annotation of a GenBank genome assembly. Lineage: Eukaryota; Dinophyceae; Prorocentrales; Prorocentraceae.
AGUCUUCAGAGUGGGGGGUCCCCGAUCCUUCUGCCGAGUAGCGGCAGUGAUGGUCUUGUCGGAGGCCGAGAAGGCGCAGCGUGCGGCUGCGGAGAAGGCCGAGCUGGCCCAGAGGAAGGCGGACAAGGAGCGCCUCAUUGCAGAGUCGCGGGCCGACCGCGAGCACUUCAGCGCGCGCUCGAGCUCUGCUCGGGAGGGGCCUGCGGCCGUAGCCCCGAAGCUGGUGCUGCGGGUGCGCGGCCUCAACGUGCGGCGACGACUGGAGCUGACGGGAGACGCCUCGUCUGUGAGCCUCUUCCACCUCUAGCCGGCUGUGGAGGAGGCGUACAAGGUGGACCCGACAGCUCAGGUGCUGCGGCCCGCGGACGAGUCGAAGUCCCCGCCGCAGCCGCGCGAGGAGGCGCUGCCGGCCUUCCAGGCCUUCGGGUCCAUAGACGCCUUCCCGAGCCUCGAGGCGCUCGGCCUGCGCAACGGGCAGGAGUUCUUCCUGUCUCUCCGCGAUGGCGCCGGCCCCGGCCACAGCGCUCUGGUGACACCACCUCCCGCGUCUGGGCUGGCCGCGGCAGCCACGCCUGCUCCAGCCCACUCGCCGCCGCCGGCGCCCAGGGUCGGCGCCUUCUCGGCGGCCGCCUCGGCCGCGAGCGCGGCAGCUCUCAGGCCCGCGGCGCCGGCCGCGGCGCCAGCACCCACGGCGGCUCCGGCGCCCACGGCGCCCACGGCGGCGCCGGGGCUGCGCUUCAGCGACAAGGAGAAGUUGAGCUUCAACUGGCGGGCAGUCGAGCAGCAGAAGCUGAGCCUGGUCAAGGAGCAGACGGGCCGCAAGGCUGCGGAGGUGGACCGGACGCGCAGGAGCGAGGGCACGGAGAGGUUGGCGGGGUUGCUGCUGUGGGACUCGAGGGAAGUCAACUUUUACGCCGAGCUCAAGGUGGAUCUGGAUCGCACCGUGGGCCUGGAGCCCGUGAAGGAGUUCAUUGUCCAGAGGCUUCGAGAUGCAGCUGGUCGCCAUGUGCUCAAGGAGGGUAAGCAGACGCACCGCCACAUUCUUAUCAGCGGCCAGUUCGGCGUUGGCAAGCGUUACGCAGCAGACCUCAUCAGCCGCCUCAUAGUGCUGCUUAGCGGCCAGACCGCUGCGAAGGUUUGUGUGAACAGCCGCGUGAGACUGGCUGCCCAGCAAGACAAGGAGAAUCGGGGUGCGCUCUUGACCAAGAACGACGUGGGCAUUGUCACCGAGGAGCUUCCUGGCGGCAGCGCGGCGCCGUUCCGGGUGCGCGGUCCGUCAGGUCGUGAGGGUAACUACCGGGCGGACGAGCUGGUGCCCGAGCCAGAUCUCAUGAUCGUGCUCAGCAGCCUCGGAGACCUCUUAGAUCCGAAGACGGGGAAGCUUCGCUGUGCGAACCGAGCGUGCUACUAUUUGCGCUUGACGGGUGCCUUGUCGGAGGCCGACGGCACACUGCUGGAGGGCAUACUGGAGGCAGAGAGCGUCGUCAUCAUGGCCGGGUCGCCCGAGGUUGUGGAGGCUAACCUGCAGCUCUCAGCAUUUCGGCGCCGACAGCCAGACAGGCUGUCGCUGCCGACGCUAGGUCCCACGGACGUCGCGAAUCUGAUCGCCAUGGAGGUGGAGAAGCGGGGCUACGCUGGCGUCGGGGAGGGCGAUGUGGGGACGCCAGACCUAGUCACGGUGCUUGAGCACAUCAUCCGGGAGAAAUUCGAUGAGCAGCUCAUCCGCGAAAAGAACUGCCAUCUGGCCAAGGAUGUGCUCGACAUGGCGAUCACCCGCAAGAACCUCCGCACAUUCGCUGACGAGCUGCAGUCGGACGAGCGAAGGCGGCUCACCCCCAUGGAUUUCGGGCUGGACGUGCUGACGGAGGAGCAGCGGCAGCGGCGGCUCGACGAGGUCGAGCUGGACGUGGCAAAGCUGGUCGGCUGGGGACGCCCGGAGGAGCAGAACACCCCGCGCUGCUUCUUCUCCACCCUCCGGGGGCAGCUCGUCGGCAAGGCCAAGGCCGGCGCCUCGCCCUCCGUCGCCGCCAUGGACCUGCCGCGCGCCCUGUGGGUGACCGCCAACCCCGGCGCGGGGCGCGAGACGUUCGUGCGGCUGGCGGCGUGCUUCCUCCGCGCCUGCGGCACCAUCUCGCGCGAGGAGCUCGUGUGGGUGGAGGGCGCUGAGCUCGUGGGCGCCGCAAGCCCGGGCGAGCUCUUGGAGGCGCGCCUGGCAUCCGCGGCGAGGGGCUGCAUCGCCGUGCGCGACGUCGACCUGCUGGUCGACGCCCGAGAGCCGCUACGGGCGCUGGCUGCCGCCCUGGGAGGCGUGGAGAGCGCUGGCUCCACGCUGGCCAUCCUGGUGGGUACCCCGUCGGGCAUGGCGCGCGUCGGCCGCAUCGAGCCUGGCCUGGAGAACGGCUUCCCCACCCACGUCGCCAUCCCAGACCACACUGCGCCGGAGCUCGUGGAGUUCAUCGAGCGGUGUGCCUCGGUGCAUCCCAGCGGGGCGCUCGCGCUCGAGGAGGGGCUGGGGCCGCUGCUCGCGGAGCACAUCAACGAGACGUACGGCGGCGGCGCGAACGGCAAGGAGCUCGGCGAGCGUGGCAACCUGGAUCUCGCGCGCCGCCUGCUGCAGCGCGCGAUAAAGAAUCGCGGGACGCGCAUCUUCAACCGCAUCCAGGAGGGCGACGACUGCGGCGGCGCGGCCAGCAGCGAGAGGCUCACCUCGGCAGACUUCGAGGUCGGGGCGCCGCUGGGCGAGGGCGCGGAGCAGAAGAACGCCAUAGACGAGGAGGUCCGGAACCUCGUCGGGAUGAGCGAGGCAAAGAGGUGGUUCGAGGAGGUUCGCACGAAGGUGGCCUUCGUGGAGCAGACUGGCACGAAAAGCGACUUGCGGGUCUGCCUCAACAUCAUCAUCACGGGCAACCCUGGCACUGGCAAGACCAGCUUCGCCAGGCUGCUGGCGAGGUUCUUCUUCACCUACGGCGUGCUCCCGAAGGACAGCUUCGUGGAGAAGAACGGCCUGGAGCUGAAGGCCGAGUUCUUGGGCGGCACUGCGCCGCGCGUGAAGGCGGCCAUCCAGGAGGCCAUGGGCGGGUGCCUCUUCCUGGACGAGGCCUACUCCCUCAUGGACUCGGCCCAGGGCGUGGGGGGCAGCGGGGACAGCUUCUCCCAGGAGGCGCUGCGCACGAUGCUCACGGAGGUCGAGAACAACCGCACCAGCCUCAUGGUGGUGCUCGCGGGGUACAAAGACAAGAUGCAGCGGCUCAUGCGAGCGGAGGAGGGCCUCUCCCGCCGCUUCCCGGCCCGGCUCCACCUGGACGACUACACCCCGCGGGAGCUGGCGGAGAUCUGCAAGAUGAUGGCGGCGACCCGGCAUCAGCGGGACUUCGAGGACGGCCUCGUCGAGAAGCUGGAGGCACACAUCGAGAACUUCUACUGGCGAGACAUAGCGAUCCAGAACGCUGGCCUGUCGGUAAACCUGACCGAGCGCGCGCUCGAGCGGCAGAUCAUCCGCAUCGUGCGGCAGCACCCGCAGGCCUUCAGCACCCUGUCGGGCGGGGCGGCGCCGCGCAGGGGGCAGCAGGUGCAGCGCCAGCGCAGCGCCGUCCAGUCCGGUGUUCAGGAGCAGGUGAAACACGCCGUGACCUUCUUCACCGCGGCCGACUUCGGCAUCGAGGAGAGGCCCACGCUGGGCGACCCAGAGCUCCGGAGGGCGGUGCGGCUGCAGGUCGAGAAGCUCACCGGCAUGGAUAACGUCAAGGCCUUCUUCCAGGAGAUGUCCCGCACGGUCUCGUUCGUGGAGCGAGGCGGGGACCCGAGGGUGCUGCAGACCAGCCUCAACCUGCGUCUGACGGGGAAUCCAGGCACGGGGAAGACCACCGUGGCCCGCCUCAUCGGCAGAUUCCUCUACGCCCAUGGCGUGCUGCCCCGCGACACCUUCGUGGAGCGCAAUGCGCUUGCGCUGAAAGGGCAGUUCGUGGGCCAGACGGCGCCAACAGUAGUCGAGGCUGUGCGCGACGCCAUGGGCGGGUGCCUCUUCAUUGACGAGGCCUAUGCCCUCAUGGACCGGGGCGGCGACAAGUUCAGCGGCGAGGUGGUCCGAACCCUCCUGACGGAGGUGGAGAACCAUCGCACAGGACUGCUGGUGGUGUUGGCGGGCUACGCUGACAAGAUGGACGUGCUGAUGGACUCGGACCCAGGGCUGAGGCGGCGCUUCGCCAUGCACCUGCAGCUCCAGGACUACAGCCCCGAGCAGCUCGCCGAGAUCUGCGAGAACGCGGCCGCGGACCGCUUCAAGCUCCGCUUCGCGCCCGGCCUCGGGGCUCAGCUCGCGGACCACAUACGGCGAAGGCACGGCCACGAGGUGGGCCAGCACAACGGGGGCUUGGCCGUCACCCUGGCCGAGGGCGCCUUCCGCCGCCUGGCCACGCGCCUCGGCGACCCUGGCGGCAGCUCCGCCCUCGGCGGCGAGGCCUCGCAGCAGCUGCUGCCCGAGGACUUCGGCAUCGGCAUCGGCGACGACCCCGCGCCGCCCGCGGGCGCCGCCGCGGCGGCGCCGACCGGGGCCGCCCCCGCCGCCCAGGACGGCCGCCGCGAGCGGGCGCCGCCCGAUCUGGAGCGGCGCGGCGCCAAGCGCGGCCGCGCCGCGCGGAUGGAGGAGACCGUGGGCGCCCUUGCGAGGAGCCUGGCGGCGGAGCUCGUGCGGGCCGUGCGAGCGGAGGACGGAGAGCGAGAGCGACGAGGAGGACCUGGGCGGCGGAGGCGGCGCGCCCACGGGCGGCGCCGCGGGCCCGGCCAGGGCUGCCGUCAAGGCGAAGGCCAAGGAUCGACUGGACGUAGGAGUGGCCAUUCGCCGGAGGUGACCUUUGGGUGCGGGCUGGUAACCAAUGGCGUCCCCCGAUCGCCGAGCGUGAUGCGAUGGCAGCGUCUGGCGCGCCCGUGUUCGGUCGCCCCGCGGCCCCCGGCGAGCCGCGCACCGAGGGUCACCCUUUGCCCGGGGUCACCUCCUGCGUGCAGCCGAUGAGGAGAAGCCGAAGGAGAAGCCGCGGGACGUGCCGAAGGAGGAGGAGCAGGUGCCUCAGCAGGAGGGGGAGAGGGUCAUCGACAACACUUCCACCCUCGAUGCGCUGGCCGGCCUCGGACUGUGUCCAGCCAACUUCGAGUGGUUCGAAAUCAACCUGGCCGACCCACCAGACGCGAACUGCGGCAUCUGCCAGUACAAGAUGUCGGACGGUUACCGCUGCGGCGGCGGCACACACUUCGCUUGUCUGUAUUGCAUCGAGAACUACAGGAAGAAUCCGACCUGAGGGGCACGUCCCCCUGGAUUCGUUCUCGCAGAUUGACGAGAGCCAUGACGGCGACUGCGCUGCACGAGUGAGUGAUGCAGCUGGGCGUUGACCAUUGAAUCAUCUCUCUUUCGCAGGGUCGGCUCGUGAUUUCUCUGCACAGAUGAGCUGCGCGCGUGUGCUUACUCUUCCUCCUCCCAAAGCCUGCGAGGCUGCUUCCG